GGUUGUUUUUGCCUUCUCCAUGCCUCCCUUAUCAGUACCACUUUGUUGACAUGUGGAAGACCUGGAAGGAAGCACAGACCUACUGCAGAGAUAAGUACACUGACCUGGCCACCAUAGACAAUAUUGAGGAUAUGAAUAGACUGAUGAAAAUGGAAAAGUUUAGUGUUUAUUAUUGGAUAGGCACUGUCUGGAUAGGGCUGUAUGAUGAUAUUAUUAACAGCUGGAGGUGGUCUCUUGAAGACAGUGACUACUACGGUGAUGGAGAGACUGAGUUUAGACACUGGCAGAUAGGUGAACCUAAUAAUAGGAGCGGUAUGGUACACUGUGUGGUCAUGAAAAAUGGGAUGUGGAAAAAUGUGGAUUGCAACCUGGAACAUUCCUUCAUCUGCUGCACCGGUGAGAAAUUUGUUUUUUCUUUGCUGUAUUUCUUAGUCUAGAGUUUUAAGUAGACUAUUACUAUGCUAAUCACGUUUCUUGUCAUUUCAUGUUUACAAAUACACACUCAAACUUGCAUACUGUAUACACUGAUGAGUAGCCUCAGUGUAAUCAAGUCAAGUACAUUUCUUUUACAUUUUAGCAGACGCUCUUAUCCAAAAUGCAUACAUUUUCAUACUUUUUCAUACUGAUCCCCCAUGGGAAUUGAACCCACAACCCUGGCCUUGCAAGCACCACGCUCUACCAACUGAGUCACACGGGACCAUCUAACUUGAAGUGCAAAAUGUAGAUAUGUAAGAAAAUACCCACUCAUCCUGAUUUCAAAAUCCAUCCACUAUUUGCAGGUGAGACAAAAGACAGUUUGAGAUUUAUCUUAGUAAAUGAAACAAAAAAAAGCUGGGGUGAAGCUCAGAACUACUGCAGAGAUCAUUACCGAGACCUGGCCAGUGUGAGGAACCAGGCUGAGAACCACGAGAUAGAGACCUUGGUUGGUGAUAGCGAAGUGUGGAUCGGCCUGUUCAGCGACUCCUGGAAGUGGUCAGAUGGCAGUGAUUCCUCCUUUAGGCACUGGAAGGUGGGAGAACCCAAUAACAACGACAGUAAACCGCAAUGUGGUGCAGCAGUGUUGAAGGAAGGAGACACGUGGACAGACAAAUGGACAGAUUGGCCCUGUGAUAAUACUUGGCAACCCUUUGUUUGCUACACCAGUGAGUUACUGUAUAAACUAUUCUGCUAAAGUGUUAAACAACUGGAUUGCUUGUAAAAAGAAAAAUACAUUAUGUAUUUCUAAUUGGGGUCUUGAGUGUUAGGGUCUACACAAAAUGUUCAUAUAACUCUCCCUUCACUUCCUUAUGUAACAUGGAGUGUGAUCAACAUGACAAACGUUUUAUUCUCGUGUCUGUGUAUUUCUAAGCUCCUCCAGUGAAGAAAACUCAGAAGGUGGUGAGAGUGAGACUGACCCUGAACGGCCAGAACAUGGACCUGAAUGAUCCUGUCGUACAGGAGGCCAUCUUACAGCAAGUGAGUCUCACGUUCUUCAUGGUAUCUUUUUGGGGUCUAUUAUAGACACAUUUACAGUACAAAAAAGAUAACAUGAUGCAUUAUAUUAUAUUCCAUUAUUAUAUUAUAUUAUAUUAUAAACCUGGUGGUUCGAGCCCUGAAUGCUGAUUGGCUGACAGCCUUGGUAUAUCAGACCAUAUACCACGGGUAUGACAAAACAUUUAUUUUUACUGCUCUAAUUACGUUGGUAACCAGCCGCAAUGCGUCGUGCCUAAGAACAGCCCUUAGCCGUGGUAUAUUGGCCAUAUACCUCACCCCCUCGUGCUUUAUUGCUUAAUUAUAGCAUAGCAUAUUAUACUGUAUUCCACAUAUUUAUGUUCUUCAGAUAAAGAAGGAGGAGGGGAUGUCUGAUGAUGUCAAACUGAGAUGGAAGGAGCAGCCCGAUGGGAAGUUCUUCCACAAGGAAGAAAAGAGGGAUUCCCAAAGAAUGGAGAGAAAACCAGUUAUGACAAAAAGAGAACUC
Coregonus sp. 'balchen' is the source of this 1957-nucleotide messenger RNA. NCBI's taxonomy places the organism in Eukaryota, Metazoa, Chordata, Actinopteri, Salmoniformes, Salmonidae. The record is from the annotation of a GenBank genome assembly.